AUGGAAAAAUCUAUUAAUUUAAAUAUUUUUCAUUACUUUAUAAAUAUAAAAGAAUUAUAUUUAGUAAAAAAUAAUAUCAUGGAUAUAACUCCAUUGUUUAAAUGCAUCAAUUUAAUAAUUUUAUUUUUACAAAUUAACAAAAUUGAAAAUAUUUUAGGAAUAGAAAAAUUAACAAAACUAGAAAAAUUAAAUAUGUUUAAUAAUAAUUUAACUGAAAAUUAUAUAAAAAUUGAUGAAAAUAAAAAUUUAAAGUAUAUUGAUUUAAGUGAUAAUAAAAUUGAGAACAUAGACUUUUUCAAUAACACAAAUACAUUUAUGCAUAUUAACUUGGCAAAUAAUAAAAUAAGAAAUAUAGAUGCUUUAAAAAAUAAUUUGAAUUUGGAGUAUUUAAAUAUUAGUGGAAACAAAAUUGAAAAAUUUGAAGACAUUAAGGUUCUUCAUAAUUUAAAAAAAAUAAAAGAAUUAUAUUUUAGUUCAAUAUACUACAAAAACAAUAUAUUGGCAGAUGGAAUACUUUACAAGCAUUAUUUUUUUAGUCGUUUCCCCAACUUAAGAAUAUUAGAUCAUGAAGUAAUAAAAGACAAACAUAGAAAAAUAACUUGUACUGAUUUUGAGAUUCUAAAAAGUAUUCUGGAUUUAAAAAUAAAUUACAUUGAAGAAAAAUAUAAGAAGGAAAAAUAUUAUAUCUUAUUUAUUAAUAACAAAAAUAUAAAAUAUUUAAAUGACGUUUUAAAACCAUUUAAUUUUUAUUACAAUUUAAAAGAAACUUUAUCAAAUGAGGAAAAAGAAAAAGAAAAAAUAUCAAAAAUAGAAAAGGAAAUGAAAUAUUUAAUUAACGCCUAUACUAUUAGAUUUAAUUAUAUAAUGAAUAGAUUGAAAGAAGAAAGAAAUUUACAAAUAAGAUAUAUUACAACGUCGUUGAACUCUUACUUUAACAUUUUCUUCAAAAUAAUAAACAGAGAAGAGGAAGAAUUUAAAAAAAUUGAAAAUUUAGUAAAAUUAAACUUUCAUUCACACGCAUUAAAAAAUUAUUAUAUUGAUGAUAUAAAAAUUGAAAAUAUAAUUAAAGUAAAAAAAUUAAAUCAUAAUGUCCUAGACACACUAAUAGAAGAGAGAAUUAAUAGCUUAAUUUACGAAAAAAAUUUAUUAUUCUUGCAUCCCUAUCACUAUUGUAAAAUAAACAAUUAUUUCGAAUUUGAUGAAAAUGAGUACACAGUUGAGGAUUAUGAAAAAAAAAAAUUUUUUGAAAAAAAUUAUAUUUGUUCUUCUUAUAAUAUAAAUCAUAUUUUAAAAACUUUGAUUAGGAUAUUUUUAGAAAACGAUGAGAAGGAUGAUUUAGUUCAUUUAAUUUAUUACAAAAAUAAAAAUAAUAAUGAUUUUGCAAAUGUAGAAAAUAAUAUAAAUAUAAAAAAAAAAAUUAUAAGAAAUAAAAAAUUUGAUUUCCCUAUAUUUUCAAUAUACGUUGUUGAAAAUUAUUUUUUUCAAAAUGAAUAUAAAGAAGUAUAUGCAUACAGUAUACAUGAAAACAGAAAAUCAAUUAAAGAAAAAGAAUUAUAUAAAAAAGAAGUAGAUAAAGAAUACAAUGAUAUAAUAAAUGAUGAUAAUGGAUUAAAAAAUAAAAAUAGUGAAACAAAAUUUAAAAUUUAUUAUACAUUGCCUAAGCACACUAAUUUAAAAUAUAUAAUUAACGUGAAUUUGCUAAAUCAAAAUAAAGAAAGAUAUACUGAUAAAAAUGAUGUAAAUAAACUAAAUUCAGAUGUGAAAGUAGAAAAUCAAAAGUGUAUAAGAGAUAAUUUUUUAAAAUAUUUAAGAAAUAAUACAAAUGCUCUUUCCAAUGAUAAAUUAAAAGACGAUUUUUUUCAUUUUAUAUUAAAUCUUGAUAACAUUAAUUUUUUUAAUAUUACAAAAUAUUUUAUUAAAUUAAGCAAAAUAAUAUGUGAAAUAAAAAAAAAUGCUUUAUCCAUUUUAUUAAAAAAUAAUUUAAAACAUUUAGAAGUUAAUGAAAUAUUUAAUGAAAAUAUAGAAAUGAAUUCUGAUAAAGAUUUAGAAAUUUUAAAUAAAAAAAAAAAUGAUUUCAUUAAUUUAUUAAAUAAUUCAAAUGAAGAGAAAAUUAUUUGUAAUUACGAAAAUGAAAAAGACAAGAUAGCAUUAUACUUAAAUAAUCUUAAUAUAAGAAAAAUAAACUUGAAUUCUUUAAAAAAUUAUCAUAAUUUAAAAGAAUUAUAUUUAAGGAAUAAUAACAUAAGUAAUUUAAAAUCUUUUUUUUAUUUUUGCGAAUAUGAUUUUGAUAAUUUAAUAGUUCUAGACUUAUCAUGUAACAACAUAGUUGAUUUAACUCCUUUAUAUAUGAAAUUUAAAAACUUAAUUCAUCUUAAUAUUUCUUUUAAUUAUUUAUAUGAUUAUAACCAAAUAGUAAAAUUUAGUGUAAACCAUAAAAAAAUUGAAUAUUUGUCAAUCUUAAAUAAUUCCAUAUAUAUAAAAUCAGAAUUUUAUUCUAAUAUUCACUUUCUAUUUCCUAAAAUAAAAACAUUUAAUGAUACAGACAUAAUCAAUGAAAAUUAUUUUGAUAUUAAUAAUUAUUUGUUUACUACAUUACAUGAAGAAACUUUUUAUGACGAAUAUCUUUUAAAUAAUAUUAUAUUGAAUACAAAUAAGAAAUAUGUAAAUAUAAAGGACAUUUUAAAUAAGAACUCUUCAGAAAUAUAUAAAGAUAUAAAUUUAAAAAAUUAUCAUACUUAUAUAAAAAUAAUAAAUUUGUCAAAUUUAUAUAUGCCUUUGAAUUUUCUUGAUUUUUCUGGUUUUGAGAAUUUAAAAAUUUUGAAUUUAUCCAAUAAUGGAAUAGAAAAUCUAAAUGAUUUAAAAUUACCAAAAGAAUUAAAAGUUUUAAAUGUAAAAAAUAAUAAAUUAUCCUCAAUAGAAUUUCUGUCUGAGUUUUUGGAGAUAGAGAAAAUAGUUUUAGAUAACAACGAAUUAAAAAAUAUUAAUAAAAUUAAUUUAUUAAAAAAAUUAAAAAUACUUAGAUGCUCUCACAACAAAAUAACUAAUUUACCUCUAUUUCAAAAUUUAAAUUUAAUGGAAAUUAACAUACAUAAUAAUUUAAUAAAAGAUAUAACACAUCUUAUUCUAAUUAAAAAUAAAAAAUCACUAAUUUCUAUUAAUAUAUAUAAUAAUAAAAUUAACUUUUUAAAUUUAGAUAUAUAUUUAAUUCAUAUUUUUCCUAAUUUAUUAAUAUUAAAUAAUAAUUAUGUUGAAAAAAAACAAAAUAUUGAGAAAUUCUUUAAAAAUAUAUAUACACUUGAUGUUUUUUUUGAUAUGUACAAUAUGUAUCCACCUUAUACAUCUUUAUUAUCUCUUGAGAUAAAUAAUUUAAAAAUAAAAAAUAUUUUAUUUAAUAUUAAUAAUGAUAAUUUUAAAAAUUUAAAAAGUUUAAAUAUUUCAAAUAAUUACAUAAAUAAUAUUAAUAACAUUGGACCAUUAGAUAAUUUAAAAGUUUUAAUAAUGAACAAUAAUAAGCAUAUAAAUGAAAAUUCUUUUAUAGAUAGUAAUGAUAGGAAUUCUUUAAAUUCUUUUAAAUCAUUAGAAGAGCUUGAUAUUAGUCACUGCUUAUUAUCAAAAACAACCUUUUUAAGAAAAUGUACAAAUUUAAAAAAUUUGAAGACUUUAAACCUAGAAGGAAAUAAUAUUAAUUCAAUUAGAUAUUUAGAAAAUUUUGAAAAACUGAAAAAUUUAAAUUUAUCAAAUAACAAAAUAUCAAAAAUUUUUCCUGAUUCCUUUCCUAAUAGUUUAGAAAAUUUAAAUAUAUCAAACAAUUUAAUUAGAAGUUUGAGUUCUUUUUCUACAUUAAAAAUGGUAGAAAUUCUAGAUCUUCGAGUAAAUAGAAUUGAUAAUAUUGAGGAAUUUAAAUAUUUAAAAUGUUUAGAAAAUUUAAAAACAUUAUAUUUGAAUGGAAAUAGAAAAAUAAAAGAACACUUCAUAAUUAUUAGAAGUAUGUUAAAACAAAUAGAAAAUUUUGAUGAUAAAAUUAUGAAAGAACAAAUUAAUUUAACUCAAUAUUUAGAAGAAAGAAAAGAAGCUAAUAGACAAAAUAAAGAAAUUAAUAAAACAAAUAUAUCAUUAAUAGAUUCAAAUAAAAAUAAAUCACCUAUUAAAGAUAAAGCUAAAAUGACAAAACUUAGAGGAUUAAUGAAUAAGAAAGAUUCUUUUGAUGAUGCAAUUAAAAAAGAUAGUUUCACUAUUAUUGGAAAAAAGGUAAAUAGUAAUGGAAACUAUUAA
Messenger RNA from Plasmodium relictum, 4272 nucleotides. RefSeq names its product leucine-rich repeat protein (gene LRR5). Bases 1 to 4272 code for a protein of 1423 amino acids. Gene Ontology annotation, molecular function: protein binding. The record is from RefSeq and is a predicted model, not a curated record. The transcript has 17 exons. NCBI's taxonomy places the organism in Eukaryota, Apicomplexa, Aconoidasida, Haemosporida, Plasmodiidae.